Molecule: messenger RNA, 2650 nt
Organism: Polyodon spathula (Mississippi paddlefish)
Lineage: Eukaryota; Metazoa; Chordata; Actinopteri; Acipenseriformes; Polyodontidae
Product: kelch-like protein 11
Exons: 2
Coding region: 83-2140 (685 amino acids)
Molecular function (GO): protein binding
Source: RefSeq, a predicted model, not a curated record
UAUUGGCUGUGCGCAACGUCACUCUGGCGUGCGUGUUUUUCUUCAGGAAUAGAUAUUAAAAAAAUUAAAUCUAACAACUAAAAUGGAAGUCGCUGCGCUAAACCUAGAGCAAUCUAACCGAAGCGGUGGCGGCGGCGGAAUCAGCAGCGGCAGCAGCAGCUCCCUCACCGGGGAUGGGGACUCGGAGGAGUCCGAGGAUUUCACGUCCUCGUCCCACUGCUCGGAGCUCUCCCGCCGGCAGAACGAGCAGAGGAAGAUCGGUCUCUUCUGCGACGUUGUCCUGGCUUUCAGCAGCGGGGCGGCCGCCGGGGGAGUGCAGAGCUGUGAGAUGUCGGCUCACCGAUCAGUCCUGGCCGCGUCGACCGAUUACUUCACCCCGCUGCUUGGGGGACAAUUCUCCGAAUCUCUUUCGGGCCGGGUGGAGAUGAAAGAAUGGAGUUCGGAGCUGGGUCCGGACCCGGGGACCGUGGAGAGCGUCAUUCAGUUCAUGUACACUGGGGAGAUACGGGUCAGCACCGCCAACGUGCACGAAGUAUUGGAGCUUGCAGACCGGUUCCUCCUGCUCCAACUCAAAGAGUUCUGCGGAGAGUUCCUGAAGAAGCAGCUCAACCUGACCAACUGUGUGGCAGUGCACAGCCUGGCGCACAUGUACUCCCUGGACCAGCUCGCUCUGAAAGCCGCAGACAUGAUCCGCCGCAACUUCCACAAGGUGAUCCAGGACGAGGAGUUCUUCACGCUGCCCUACCACCUGGUCAGGGACUGGCUGUCGGACGCCGAGAUCACCGUGGACUCGGAGGAGGUCCUCUUCGAAGCCAUUGUGAAGUGGGUUCAGAAGAACUCGGACGGGCGUGAGAAGUACUUCGAGGAGCUCUUCAGGCUCCUCCGUCUGCCCCAGAUCAAACCCACUUACCUGACCAGGGUGGUCAAGUCUGAGAAGAUGGUAGCUGAAAACGAGGCCUGCUUCAAGCUCGUCUCUGAAGCGGUCGAGGGUCACGCCAUCAGGUUCGAGAAUGCCAAGCCCGCCGACUUGGAGUACUGGGCCUCUUACGUGGCCUCCUUCCAGCCCCGCUUCGGCCAGAACAUGGACGUGAUCAUGGUCGUGGGCGGCGUGUCGGAGGGUGGGGACUACUUAAGCGAGUGCGUUGGCUACUUCAUCGAUGAGGACAGGUGGGUCAACCUGCCUCACAUCCACAACCACCUGGACGGGCACGCCAUCGCCACCACGGAGUCCCACGUUUACGUGGCCGGGUCGAUGGAACCCGGCUUCGCCAAGACCAUGGAGCGGUACAAUCCGAACCGCAACACGUGGGAGCAGGUGAGCAACCUUCUCACCCGCAAGCACUCCUUUGGGCUCAGCUGCAUCAAGGAGAUCCUGUACAGCAUCGGGGGCCACGGCAACUUCAGCCCCGGCUUCAAAGACGUCAGCGUGUACAAGCCGGAGCAGGAUAAGUGGCACAACCUGGAGUCGGCACCCAAGAUCCUGCGCGACGUGAAGGCGAUCAGCGUGGAGGACCGCUACGUGUACCUCACCGCGCGGACGCCGGUGGACGUGGACAACGAAGACGGCUUGAAGACCGUCACCACCCGCUACGACACAGACAGCCGCCAGUGGCAGGAAGUGGAUUCGCUGCCACUGAUCGACAACUACUGCGUGUUCCAGAUGGCGGUGGCCGCCACCAACUUCUACCACACCGCCUCCUGCUGCCCCAAGAGCUAUGACUACACACGGGACGAGGCGGUGAAGCAGAAGAUCACCAGCAGAACCCCAGACGAGAUCCUAGAGAGCCUCCCCCCGGAGGUGACGAGCAGCGAAGGGGCCGCCAUCUGCUACUUCAGGGAGGACGUGUUCAUCAUCGGGGGCUGGAAGAACAGCGACGAUGUCGACAAGCAGUACCGCAAGGAGGCGUACCGCUACUGCGCCGAGAGGAAGCGCUGGAUGCUCCUGCCACCCAUGCCCCAGCCUCGCUGUCGGGCGACAGCGUGCCACGUCCGAAUCCCUUAUAGGUACCUGUACGGGACUCAAAGGUACCCCAUGCCACAGAACUUGGCCCGGCAGCGGGACAGGAUGCAGCAGAUGCAGCAGCUGCACAGGCGCACCCUCACCUUAAGGAGGCAACUGCAGUCCCAGAUUGACUGUUAAAACUGGAGACGUUUCCAGAGUUCGAACGCAGAGCUGCAGCAUGUAAUCCUGCCCACUCCUGAGUCUUAAAGUUUUCCUUGGCGGGUGCAUAUACUGGAAGGUGUUGAUGCUUGUUCUUCAAUGCUGGCAUAUAAGAUGUUGGUUUGUGACCAUAGGCAUCUGUUUGUUGGGCCAUAGUAGCAAGCAAUGAAGUGCAUGCAUUACCAACGUUGAUGGAACAAAUCAACUAUUUAUUAAAAAAAAAAAAAAAAAAAUUCUCUGCUGUGUUAAAAAAUCGGUAUGGUCUUGUGAUGUUGAGGCUUUCCAAGUUCUAAUCCAUGAAAUACAGAUCAGUGUUGUGAGAGCACAGGAGGAUCAAGACUCGUACAGUGUGCCAGCAUUCCAUCUGAAAGCUCUGCAAAACAUGUAACAUUUGGAUUUGGAAUUUUUUUUUUUCUAGCCCUUUUCAACUUUUCCUUCCUUAAUGCAAUUUUUUUUUUUUUUAGGCGUGACACAGUGAAUUACUUUUUU